Loxodonta africana (African savanna elephant) is the source of this 679-nucleotide messenger RNA. Its product is annotated as interferon alpha-inducible protein 27-like protein 2A. Gene Ontology annotation, biological process: apoptotic signaling pathway. Lineage: Eukaryota; Metazoa; Chordata; Mammalia; Proboscidea; Elephantidae. The transcript has 6 exons. Gene Ontology annotation, cellular component: membrane; mitochondrion. The coding region runs from base 154 to 549 and encodes 131 amino acids. The record is from RefSeq and is a predicted model, not a curated record.
CUAUGUGGACUAUGCUUUGGGAGGGGUAGGGCUGCCUUGAGUAUGUGGAAUCAGACACUCUGGACACAUUCUGCGGAGAUCCUCUUCUCUGGGGCUGCUGCAGCUGUGAUCUAAAAAAGGUUGCCUAGCCAAGCGUUCUCUCCACUUAGUGCCAUGGCAUUCGCAGCCGCAAGCCUCUGGGCCUCGCAGCUGGCCUCCAGCAUGGUAUCAGCGGCAACCGUGCUCAACUUGGGCAGACUGACCUCUGGGACCACCCUGGUUCCGCUUCCCUUUGUGGCCAAGACUACUGCAGCUGUGGUAGGAAGCGCCGUGGUCGUCGGUUCAGUCCCUGUGGUGCUCAGCGCCAUCGGCUUCACCGGGACUGGAAUUGCAGCCUCCUCCAUAGCUGCCAAGAUGAUGUCCUCAGCAGCCAUCGCCAACGGGGGCGGAGUUGCUGCCGGCAGCCUGGUGGCUACUCUGCAGUCAGUGGGAGCAGCUGGACUCUCCCUGGCAUCCAAGGCCAUCCUGGCCUCUGUUGGGUUUACUUUUGGGGCCUUGGCUAUGCCCUAGGCCAGUUUCCUGCCCUCAGGUGCAUCCUCAGAGAAGACCUGUGGGGGCAAUAUCGUCUGGGUGACUGUGUACCAAAUGGGGCAUCAGCAACCCCAGAGGAAAAUAAAGAAUAAAGACAUGUCUUACAACA